AUGAAGGAAGAAAUCAGUAAAAAUGUUUUGUUGUCUAAAGUUGUGGUUAUUUACAUAAAGCAAUUUAAUUUUUUAAAACUCUCCCGUCGCACGACACAACUUAUCUGGCGCAGUCGGUGUAGGAUCGUGUCCAUAAAAGACGGUGUUCGAAUCGGUACAAUUCCGCGACGUGACAUCCGCGACGCGAUUCAAAAGACCGUAUCGAGCUCAAGAACGGCACAGUGCAGUGGAACAGCAGAAUUCAUCGCCCAUCCAGAGAAUCUGUAUGCUCAUGAGUUUUACUGGAGGAAAAGAAAUUAUUUAUUACUAGGUACAAAAAUGCCUGAGACUUCUGUUACCGUCGGUACAAAUGAAAAAUGGCGUAUCAACCGCAACAUCCUGGUUUUGGGAUUCGCUUUCAUGAUUCAUUUUACGGCCUUUCACGGUACCGCUAAUCUGCAGAGUUCAGUGAAUAGUGAUGCCGGCGCAGGUACUUUCACGCUAGCAGCUAUCUACUUCUCACUUAUAUUGAGCAAUAUACUUCUGCCUGCUGUAGUUAUCAAAUGGCUUGGCUGCAAGUGGGCGGUAUCAGUAUCCUUCAUAGCGUAUAUGCCAUUCAUAGUUGCGCAGUUCUACCCUGCGCUCUAUGUUUUGGUACCGGCUGGCAUGAUGGUCGGCUUUGGUGGAGGCCCAUUAUGGUGCGCUAAGUGCACAUAUUUAUCUGUGGUAGCGGAGCCUUACGCGAAGCUAUCAGGGGUAUCGGCGGAAGUACUAGUGGUUAGGUUCUUUGGCUUGUUCUUCAUGUUCUAUCAGAUGGCGCAGAUCUGGGGAAAUCUUAUAUCAUCAGCAAUUUUAUCAUCGUCAAUCGGUGAUGAGCCACGACUUACUAACGAGACCUCAUCGAGUGUUGCUGCGGUAUUCACCAAUAAUACAAGUCCACAUCCAACCAUAGAUUUUGGAGCCACAUGUGGUAUUAACUUCUGCAAUGGAAAUAACCUACAUGAGAAUGCAAAUCUUGAGCCCCCAUCAGAUCUAAAGAUCAAAGUUAUAGCUGGCACAUUCCUAGCGUGUAUGGCAGCUGCGGUCAUUCUCGUUGCGUUCGGCGUUGACUCUCUCACCAGAUACACGGCAGGUCGUAAAACAAAAUGCCAGGGAAAGUCAGGAGUCCGCCUACUGGCGGUGACACUAAAGCAACUGAGACACAAGUAUCAGCUGUUACUGCUGCCCGUUAUUGGAUACAUCGGAGCUGAGCAAGCUUUUAUGGCUGCUGAUUUCACUCAAGCGUUCAUUGGUUGCGCGUACGGUAUCAGCAACAUCGGCUUUGUGAUGAUCUGCUUUGGUGUGUUCAAUGCACUUGCGGCGCCGGUCGCUGGUACUCUCGUCAAGGUCACAGGAAGGUUUCCAGUUAUGGUCACCGCGCUGUUGCUGAACUUAUGUCUUCUGAUAGCUUUACUGUCCUGGCGUCCCGAUCCUAACCAAUGGCUGGUGUUCUAUGCUCUCGCAGCAAUUUGGGGAACUGCGGAUGCCGUAUGGCUUGUGCAAGUAAAUGCACUAUCAGGGAUCCUGUUUCCCGGUAACGAAGAAGCUGCGUACUCAAAUUUCCGGCUGUGGGAGGCGACCGGGAGUGUGCUCUCUUACGCCACAGCGCCUUACUUAUGCGUCAGGACUAGAGUUUAUAUUCUCCUGGGAUUCUUACUGCUUGGAUUCAUUGGGUACACCACGAUUGAGGUAAUGGAGUACAAGGUGAAGAAAGCUCAUCACCUCGAGAGAAACUUCGCACUAGUCCAGGAGAAAGAAGACCACGAGCGGGAACCUUUGCAUUAA
Arctia plantaginis is the source of this 1803-nucleotide messenger RNA. NCBI's taxonomy places the organism in Eukaryota, Metazoa, Arthropoda, Insecta, Lepidoptera, Erebidae. The record is from the annotation of a GenBank genome assembly.